Mirounga angustirostris (Northern elephant seal) is the source of this 10862-nucleotide messenger RNA. It is a transcript of the gene FAM20A, whose product is annotated as FAM20A golgi associated secretory pathway pseudokinase. The record is from RefSeq and is a predicted model, not a curated record. NCBI's taxonomy places the organism in Eukaryota, Metazoa, Chordata, Mammalia, Carnivora, Phocidae. Gene Ontology annotation, molecular function: protein serine/threonine kinase activator activity. Bases 2569 to 3876 code for a protein of 435 amino acids. Gene Ontology annotation, biological process: enamel mineralization. The transcript has 11 exons. Gene Ontology annotation, cellular component: Golgi apparatus.
GAGGCUCUGUUUCAUCUGUGCCAAGCUCAAGCACAAGCGUAGGAUUAUUUGCUGAGGUGGGUUCCUGGUACCUGAAACGCACCUUCCUAAGGCACAACACACAGUCACUUUCCACCACCCUGGGUCACCCCCAGGAAACAGACCAGACUCAUGACCCCAAGCCAACUUUCCUUUCCUAAGCAGCUUACGGACUCUGCCUACUUCCCUCAAAAGUUUGUGCUUCGGUAGGCACGUCCUACAGUCUGUCAAACUCCCCUGUUCAGCGUAUCCCUUCACUGAGUUUAGGCUUUCCAAAAAAUCAAAAAUCAAAAAAGCCAGAGAAGGAGUGGGGUAGCCUGUCUAAAUGUCUCCUUCUUCCUCAAUCAUAAACACCCCUUCUGAGACAAGGAAACUCAGAAGCCCACCUACCUGCUCAGAACAGGGGUGGGGAAAAUUCCACAAGAACAAAAAACACAUUAAUAUCUCAAUAAAUUAUCCUACCACAUGGGUCAUUGCUCGUGCCGAGGAGGAAAAUAAGCCAAGAUCUGCAAUCACUCUCUCAGUUUGUAAAUCAGAUGGAAAAAAAGAAUGCCAUGCAAGUUAGCCCUAGCUCACAGGCCAAGGACUUGAAAGAAUUUCAUCUGUGGCUGAGCCACAAGGAAACCGGCCUGCAAACCAUGAAAAUAUGUGCCCCCAGCCUAAACCCCGAUUGCAACCCCUUGCAGUUAGAUCUUCCCACAUUCAGACCUUUUUAUCCUUCAAAUGCUCGCACCUGUGUGAUAGGAAAUAAGGCAGAGCUCAAACGUUUUUGAAAAUAAGUAUGUUCUGAUCGACCUUUGAUUAUCAGAGGACCCCGGGUGUGGAUUUUUAAGGUUCCUCCUUUUUCUGGGUCCCCUCCAAAGACUGCAUUUAGACCACAUUUCUGUCUUCUGCAGUCAGGAAAACAGUCCAAGAAAGAGAAGACCCACGACCACCCAACGUCAGUAUCAUUUGCUAACAGCGUGUGUGUGUGUGUGUGUGUGUGUGUGUGAGAGAGAGAGACGUGUAUGAAUGCAUAGUAUGUGCGUGUAUGUGAGGCAUCUGUCUGUUUAUCUGGGGACGGCACAAUCGGAGGAUGAAAAGAACCAAAAUUAUGACAUUUCAAUGGAUCCGUACUGCAUCUCUUGCAGGUAACAGGUGUGUUAGCAUUUUAGACACGUGCUUGUGAGGCUGGGAGAAGUCUGACAGCUCAGUGAAUGCUGACUCACAUUUGGGGUUUUCUUUUUUUUAAACCAUUAAGUAACAUUUUUAACUUUUGCUGCGCAGAAGAUAUAGGAGGAGUGUGGGAGGCCCCGAGGAAGACUUGUGCGCUGUCUAUGGAAAAUACUAAAUUGCACAGAGUCCAGAACCCAUCCCAGCAAUUUUCAGGUCAUCAUCAGAGGAUUAAGUGCUUUAUUUGCUCGUGAUUCUGUGGUUCCAGCCCAGGGUCGCUCCACAUCAUCACUACUGACGUUUGGGGACGAUUUUCUGUUGUGCUCAGCUCUCCUAUGUACCGUAAGGUGUUUUAGCAGCGUCCCUGAACGCUCCCCUCCCCCCGCCAACUCGAUUGCAAAAAGGUCUCUAAGUAUGGCCACCUCUGAGGGGUGAAAUGGCCUCUCAUUGAGAAGAUCUGGUCUUCGCCAGAGGCAACAGUCCUAUGGAAAAAAUGGGCGACAGCUAUGGGGCCCCUGCUCUAUGAAUCAUCACAUCAUGUUUGGGUGGAGGGGUUCCUUGGUCCAGUAUUAAUCUUUAAUGUUUCCCAAAUGUGUCAUGUGCGCCAUGGAGUCCAGGGGGUGCCGACAUGUGCUGUGAACAGGAAGGGAUCUUGGGACAGGAGGGCUGGCUGCAGGACUUCCCAGAGCCUUUACUGUCUUCCCACCACUGUGACUCGCCCGGAGAGGUUUCAGCGUGCCGCUCUUUCCAAAUUUCUUUGUGUGCAACCAGUGAUGUUUGUGAGUCGUCCUGGUGCUUAGCUCUACACCCAGGCCUAGAAUCUGGGAAACGUAGCCCAGAUGGAAGGUAUCUGCAGGUUCCCUGACUUGAGUCUGGGGAUCCCAGAGACCAGGGAUUGCUCUUGCCUUCCUCUCUAGAGUGUCCAGUCUACUCACAUCUUCGGCGAUCGGUCUUCAGGUUGUUAUGAAGAUAGAGAAGUGGGUUUCCCACUGAGGUCACUGUCUCAGCUCCUGGAAUGUCCCUCCUCAUUGCCACGGAUGUCUAGCCAUCCAAAAUCAACAAGGUCUGCCCAAAAUGGAUAAGUCUAGCCACUUUGAUAAGAUCUGUAUUUUUUUUCACACUUUAGAGCAUGAGGACCAAGGGUUUCUUAUUUUAUCUCAGAUUCCCACAUCAGUUAGGCAAGUCCUUUCAUGCCUAAGUUCCCAACUGCACGUAGCUAACGUCUUCUGUGGUACCUGCCACCAGGUGUGAAGGAUGUGUGCAGUGAUGCCCUCCCUACCUGGAUGGGCCUCCUGGAUGCAUCUGUGGGCCUAUGCAUCCCUCUCCCCGGGAAGGAGCCUGCGGAGUGAUCAGCGAGCCUCGCUCAGAGCCCCGCUACGAGGAGCCAGAGGGUGGUAAAUGGCCCGGGAGGCGACAGGCAUCCAGAGUGGUGACGAGGAGAUGCCCUCAGAAGGCAGUCGACGACACAAGAUAUACAAAGAGCAGCUCAACCUCACCUCCCUGGACACUCCACUGCAGCUCCGACUCGAGGCCAGCUGGGUCCAGUUCCACCUGGGGAUCAGCCGCCAUGGGCUGUACUCCCGGUCCAGUCCUGUCGUCAGCCAACUCCUCCAGGACAUGAGGCGCUUUCCCACCAUCAGUGCUGAUUACAGUCAGGACGAGAAGGCCUUGCUUGGGGCAUGUGACUGCACCCAGAUUGUGAAACCCAGCGGGGUCCACCUCAAGCUGGUUCUGAGGUUCUCAGACUUCGGGAAGGCCAUGUUCAAACCCAUGAGACAGCAGCGAGAUGAAGAGACACCCGCGGACUUCUUCUACUUCAUCGACUUUCAGAGACACAAUGCCGAGAUCGCAGCUUUCCACCUGGACAGGAUUCUGGACUUCCGACGGGUGCCACCCACAGUGGGGAGGCUAGUCAAUGUCACCAAGGAAAUCCUAGAGGUCACCAAGAAUGAAAUCCUGCAGAGUGUUUUCUUCGUCUCUCCAGCCAGCAACGUGUGUUUCUUUGCCAAGUGCCCAUACAUGUGCAAGACCGAAUACGCCGUGUGUGGCAACCCGCACCUGCUGGAAGGUUCCCUCUCCGCGUUCCUGCCUUCUCUCAACCUGGCCCCCAGGCUGUCGGUGCCGAACCCCUGGAUCCGCUCCUACUCGCUGGCAGGAAAAGAGGACCCCAGGAUUUCUUCUCCCCUCAGGUGGGAGGUCAAUCCGCUUUACUGCGACACCGUGAAGCAGAUCUACCCAUACAACAGUAGCAGCCGUCUCCUCAACAUCAUCGACAUGGCCAUCUUCGACUUCCUGAUAGGAAAUAUGGACCGGCAUCAUUAUGAGAUGUUCACCAAAUUUGGGGACGAUGGGUUCCUCAUUCACCUUGACAAUGCCAGAGGGUUUGGACGACACUCCCAGGACGAACUCUCCAUCCUGUCGCCGCUGUCCCAGUGUUGCAGAAUAAAAAAGAAAACGCUUUUGCACCUGCAGCUGCUGGCCCAGGCCGACUACAGACUCAGUGACGUGAUGCGGGAGUCUUUGCUAGAAGACCAGCUCAGCCCCAUCCUCACCGAGCCCCACCUCCUGGCCCUGGACCGGAGACUCCAAAUCAUCCUACAGACAGUGGAGGGGUGCGUGGAGGCCCACGGAGAGCAGAGUGUCAUAGCCACCGACCCAGCAGAACAGUCCGCCCCAGACUCUAGCCAGGCUAACUUGACAAGCUAAGGGCUGGAUGAAGCCAGAUUUCAGGAACUACCCCUGGAGCCAGAGGUGGACUUGGGAGCGGACCACUGCUUCCUCGCAUCCCCGUCAAGGCUGGAGGGGCUGGGUCAUGAGCUCUGAAAGAGGUAGGGCACUGGGAUGAUUCCACAAGAGCAAGAGAGGAGGGAUCCACUGAACUUUCUUCCUUGGUGCACGGCUUCUCCAGUGGACCUCCUUGGCCCCGCCCUUCCCAGAAAGCACUGCUUCAGCAAGGCCACAGACCAUCUCCUGAGCCCACUGGGAAAUCUGGAUUAGGCGUCGGGCUUGGAAGGUUUGGGAGCCUUGUCCCAGGAAAGAGUAGAACAAAUAAAAUUAAAGGACACCAAUGGACACCUAGCUGACCUCCAGAUCCUUAUUAUAUCUACAAGGAUCACUUCUGAUCCAGAUAAAACAUCUGGCAUCUCGGGAGCAGACCAAAAAAAAAGAAGAAAAAAGUCUAAACAUGGUAGCCCCCAAACUGGUUCAAAGUAGACUUCACACUUUCUAUUUCUGUCCCAGUCACUGUGGCUCAACUGAAUACAGCAAUCCCUUAUUGACCAUUCCAAAAGUAAUUUCUUGGAAACGUUAUGACAAAGGGUAAAAAUAACAGAGGAAUUUGCUCAGAAUAUCUGAAAAGGGAUGUUUUCAAUCUGAAGAGUAUUUAAAUACCGACCAAAAUAACAUCAAGUAUGUCAGAUUUAGCCCCCAGCAACAAGAGAAGGAAUUGUACGGCAGGGAAAACCAGUGUAGUCUUGAAGGUGGAACAGCAGGGGAAUGGGCCUAGCAGGUGCGUGAACCUGGACUUGGGCAGGAGAAAAGCCAGGGCCUCCCACUGCCCACCCACCACAAUCCUCUUUCCCAUAAGGGCCCAGGACUGUCGCCCACCCGCCCCCAAAAGCAGGAGGCUCUCUGAAGAGGCCUGACACUCUAGAUGCCCCUCCCCUCACUGCUUUAUCAAAAAAGGACUCAAAUCAAGUUGACUUUUAAGAUUUAUUUGAGAGUGAGCAAGAGAGAGAGAGAGCACACGAGCAGGGGCGGGGAGGGGCAGAGGGAAAGAGAGAAGCAGGCUCCCCGCUGAGCAGGGAGCCAGAUGUGGGGCUCCAUCCCAGGACCCUGGGGUCACGACCUGAGCCGAAGGCAGCCGCUUAACCCACUGAGCCACCCAGGGGUCCCCUCAAGUUGAUGAAGCCUCCCUUAAAAAUGGAUGCAUCAGGGAUCCCAUCCCCUCAGCCUUCUCUCUACUGACUGCCAACAUCCGAGACACCUUUCAUGGGAGGCUUUGUUUCUUAUUCUGUAAUUCGUGUCUGAAAACCCAAAUCAUAGGCAUGUAUUCAUACUAUGGAGUGAUGAGCCAGUCAACAAGUACAAAUGACCAAUCUCAGCACAUCCACUUCCCCGAUAGGGGCCAGAGGCUCACAUUCUAGAAGCGGGGGGGGGGGGGGGGGGGGGAGGGUUCAAAAGAAGUUGUCGGCUGCCAGGUCAGACAGCAGAGAGGUCGUCCAAGCCCUGACAAGUGACAUGGGUCUUUCUGACCCACCUGGUACCCCACAUCCCUGGCGCAUUAUGUACCCCUGAGCCUCAGUCUCCGGGACAAUAACAUCAGGGCCACUCACGAAGCUCUUCCCAGGUGACAGUCAGCAGACAGGUUUCCCAGCCUCCCGAACACACACAGAGAAUCCCUUACCUCCAAGGUACACAGAAAAAAAUGGUCUCACAAAAUCACACAACUUAAAUGAUUUAAACCUACUCCCAAGUGUUCUCUCCACUGUCAUACAAAAACCCAACAGUACUUCAAUCAGUCUGUGAAGUUAAGUUGGUUUAGAAAAACUCGACCCUUUAGUAGAACCGAAUUCCCCCAGAGACUUCAUCACCCGCAGGCUCUACCGCUGCUCAGGGCUUCCCACCUCAUGAACGGUCUCCUACUUCGAGACACUACUGUCUUUGGUAAUUGCACACAGAAGAGUGGCAGAAAAAUACUCAGGCAAAGAUGUUCAAGGAACAGCACAGAAUGGUCUGGGUGUCAAAGCCCCGAGCCUGAGGAAGGUAAGCCACAGCUCCGUCUCAAACCGGCCACUUCUAGGACAAUGCGCUGGUUUUCAAAUGGACUAAACGCUGUGGUGUAUUUUACCAAGAGUAAUAGAACGGAGUCUGACCACAAUACGUAAAGUACCAAGUUACCUAAUUUUUUACUUAAAACACCCCAUUAUUUUUUCACUAAUGCAAAGACUAAAACUCUAUCAUUUGUCAAAAAUACCAGAGAACAAAAGACUCCUUUAACCGUCAGGUUCUUCCAACAUGUCCAUUUUGGACCACCGUUCAUCUUCCCAUCACAUAAAAAUUCUCUUUAUAAAAAUGUUUCACGUUACUACUGACAAUGGAAUGAAAAAUGAAAAAAAGGAAAGGGAACUGUCAGUACAAAAACUGGUAGGGAAAGGGGUUUGAAGAAUUCGGUUUUGCCUGCCCAAAAGCCAGGAGGACAAUCUGAGUCUGAAGACUGUAAAAGGUGCAGCUGGUUCUCUCUCUCACUCGUGGUAGUUUUAUAAAGUCACCACGGACACCAAAUCAGUGGAGACGGAACCAUUUGCGCCCGGAGGAAAUACAGGGUUGAGGUUCCCGGGAGCCUCUAGUUGCAACAUUUUUGUAAAUAAAUCAGUACGUAAUCUUGUCUUACGUGUUGUGGUGUAGACACCAGAGUAGGCAUUGUUAAGAACACUGAACUCAUGUGGCCAACAUAACUCAUGCGCCUUAAAGAAGCUACUUAAUACACUUAUUUUCUCUACAAGACACACAUCACAGCCUCCCCGACCUUAGGAACACUCACCAGCACUUUAGCACUACACUUGGGGGCCAUUUUAAGUACUGAAAUCACCCAGAGAAAGCACAAAAAUGCCGGAGCAGCACCGGAGAGACCGCGAGGCGGACACGGACACGGGAGGGCAGCCGGACAGCCGGGACCACAAGGCAGAGCGGCGCUUCGUUCAAGCCCCGCGGGGCACGCGCACCUCGGGACAAUCGAAGCCUUUGCCACUCUGCUCACGUCCGGGAAGGACAGGGAAAGUGCUCCGAGUACUGACUUGGGGGUUACUCAUAAAUUUUAGCAGGUAGGCAAAUUCACAAAAUUCGCAAAUACAACACCACGAAUAACGAGGACCGACUGUUAACGCCUUGGACAUUCACCAAGAUGAUAAAACAAAAGCUCUCCAUCUAGUGGUGACUUUGAGAAUCACAAAGCUACUUAAGUUAAAUUGGCAGAACUUUGCACACAACGAAAAAAUUACGGCUCAUUGGUUUGAGUUCUAGGUCGACUCAGGAUGAAGUCACAGCUCUGAAGUUAAUGUUAACAAAUUUUAACAUUAAAUGUAUACAACAAUACUGAUUUCUAAGUGAAAGCGCCACAGGGCUAAAGGGAGAGGUUUAAGACUCGCCCUUUUAGAAUCUCCUAUCUGCAGCCUUUCCUGGCAGCAGUAUGAUGGCUACUUUGGGGGACACAUUAACUGGUGAUCUGGCCACUGCCUCUCGAUGUUGUUCUAGCCCAUCUAGAAACACGCUGCCGGGGCCGAACAAAAAUACAAAAAGGUUCAGUUAUUAAUUUGUGAUUGUGCAGAUAAAGCAGUAUUAAGAAAAUGAACAUCAUGCUACUUCAAUUUUAAAAUGUCAAUAUUUAAAAAUAAAUAAAUAAUAAAAUGUCAAUAUUUAAGUCAUUAAAAAACAAAAGACAAUUCCACAUGAGCCAGAGUUCUAGAAGGAGAACGAAACUAGAACCAGUACAGUCAGUCCAAGGAAGUUCUCCUAUGUUACAUUCUGCGGUGACUCUGAACGUUCCCCUUCAGCGGGCUGAGGGAAGGGGCUACUGAAUCCGGACAAAGUGCAUCGGUUACAAAGCAGCACAAAUUAAAGAAUGUUCCAGAAUACGACACAUCUCCAACUUCACUGGAUAUGAAGGAAUUAAUACCAAUAAACUAAUGAGUACAACUUAAUCAUCUCCGAAAUCUGAGGAAUAUCAGAAAUAAGACUUUAUGAAUGUAAAAUACACAGAAGUAAGCACACCUAAAUACCCAAAGGCAUGUAUUAAAUUUAAACCAGAGUAUGCUGAUCCAGAAAUGACAUUUCCCAUGAAGUCUGGGAAAGUUCUAAGACCAGAGAUCCAGUCCGUCUUGAAUAAAAAGGAACUCUUCUGGCUUUUGAUUGAAUCUUUUCCUUCCACUACUCAGUAAACAGAUCUGCUUCAACUCAAUCAUGCUUCAAGUAAGGAUUUGAGAUUCAUUCUUUGGAAUGGAUUGGAAAACACUGAAAACAAACAUUAUUCUUUCAAAACACUAAUCCCAUUAAUUCACUCUCGAUUUUCAUUCUUGCCCACCAGAUUAAAAGCUUCUGGGGGAGAGGGGGAAGAAGACAAGGAAAGGAGAAGGGGAAGAAAAACUGAUUCAUUUAAGGAUUUAAAUUAUUUAAUCUUUUUUUUAUUACUUGACCUACUGUUAAGACAAUCUAUAACAAAAAGAAUAGAGUAUAUUAGCACACACAGUAUAAUUAGACUAGUAACCAGGAAACGAUACAAAAUGGUCCUUUGGCCAUCUAUACUUUCUAGAGCAGUAGAUCUCUUAAAUUCACUUACCACGCCCAGAAAUAAUGACUUCCAAAGCCCUGAAUAUCAACUAAGACAAAUUAUGCCAAUUAGGAUUUCUCACAUAUACUCAGAUUGCACAAAGAAAAAGCUUUAAAUGUGAUAAUUUUUAAAUUGAGACUUAAAAUUCCUUAGAUUAAAAACUACAAAAGGGAGUAAACAGCAAGCCAAAUGACUUAAGAGCAAAACUCAUUUAGAAAGCGUUAUAUGUAUCUAAAUAUACAUGAACGUGAUUAUAUACAUAUAUGAAAACUGUGCAAAUUUGUGGCAUUCUAAAUAAUUCAUUUAAGUACAGUUUUGGCAUUUAAACAAAGAUCAAAUCAAGCUUUAAGCUAAUAAGAACAUAACUUUUAUUUUUAAUUUUUUAAAUAGAAAAAGGUAGCUAAACACAAAAUACAGAUCAGAAAACCCUCAUUUAAUAUAGAUUAUUUUGAAAAAUAAAAAAAAAAUUUGUAAUAAGGUGGCUAUCUCACACUAAAAUGUAAAUAAAACCUCUUUCCCAGAUCUAAACUCCAAACUUAGUAACAACCUAAAAACUGUUCAAAUCUAUGACACAAAUCUAACAAAUCUACCGUGACCAAUUUAAAUUACCUGGGAAAGGGUAGGAGAGGGGAUUAAUAAUCAGAGCCAGUUGCACACAGAUGGAAAAAUGCUUGCAGUCACUCCCAAAUAGAACCCUACAUUAUAUAUAAAUCACAAUGAAAAUAAAAGUGCCUAACGUUACAGAACUGUGAAAUUUCGUUUAAAAAAAAAAAAAAAAUCAACCAUAAUACAAAUAAACUGUUGGGUAUCAUUGGUGCACAUGGAAUAAUGUAACAUAGAAGGAUAAGGCUGGAAAAUACUGAAAAACAAUUAAGACUCAAAACACAAGUUUACUUUAAAAAAAAACAAAAAAGUUUGCCAGAGAAAAUAAAUGCUCAACAGAAAAGCAGACCUUUUCAGCAGGACAGCCUUUGAGGCCACUGAAACAGCACAGACAAGCCCGACCCCGCCCCCACCCCACCCCCAAUUCUAGCUGACGUAAAAAGAAGGGAAAAAGGUGAAACCAAAGUAAACACUUCUUCCCAAAUCUCAUGUCCCAAGGAAGUCAGUGGGACAGAGUCCCCAACACUGAGCUUUGUCCCCCUGGUAUCUCUCCUUCACCAACAUCGCCUCCACUCUUCUACUGGGGACGUCUGUUCCAUCUAUCCUGUCUAGUCCCAGCAAACCCAACCUCCUGCAGGCAGCGUUGCAGCACAGGAGAGAAUCCUGGAGCCAAGUGAAGGACGUCGUACAUUUAGCCAAAAGCUCUAAGUGAACUACCAAGAGUGUAGACCUCAAAUUCUAAUUCCCAAUUCAGCAUCUGGUGAUCAAUAUUUGGCACUAGCUGGAUAAAUAAAGGUCUAAUCAGAACUUCUGAGCUGAGGCAGAUGUAGUUAAAUCAUAACUCAGUAUUUGCAGUCUAUGGUUUGGUUUCAAACUCCAAAGGCGGGUACAGGUAGCCACACCCACACGUUUCAGAAUUGGAGGAAACACUACUAAACAAGAUACAAACAAAACCAGGCGGAUGAGCUUGACAAAAAUUCUGGUUAAGAGGGAAGAAAAAAAAAAAAACAACUCAACAGAUCAUUAUCCAUCCAAGAACUAGCAAAAAUGGGCAUUUUUCCACCCUUAAACUAGUUUAAACACAGGCAGAUGUCUUUCUACUAUACUAAGAUUUUUCUAGAUCUGUUUUUCCUAAUCCUCAGAGCUUAAUGAGAAAUCAUUUAUUCUAUAAAGAAACACAGCAUAUACGGCCACAGUCUAAAAUAUGCUUAUGGUAACUGGAAAAUUAUGUCACUUAGAAAAACAAAUCUUGCACUGUUACACCGUUGCUCUACGGAAAUUCACGUGGCGCAGGGCUGCGCCCUCACCAGGAAGCAGGGCACGCACUGCCUAGAUUGAACACUAACACUGCACAGAGAGAAGCAGUAACAGCAAAGUCUCCACAGAACUCUUUCUAUUUAUUUAACUGUGUAUGAGCAUUCGGUCAAUGCUCCAAAUUAAAAACGGUGCAAUGAAAGCAACUUUUAAUAUAAACAGACGAGAAGCUGCGAUACCAGCGGCCACGUGGCGCUGCGAACAGGAAGAGAAAGCAGUCUGCAGGGGUGAAGCCCGGACGGGGGGGAGGAGAAAAGGGAGGCACAGGAGGCAGAUCUCAGACGGACAGCGACACAAAACUGUUGUACUGCUGGAUGUUCCGUUUGAGGAUAUCUGAGCACGGGCCGAGAACGCGUUCGAAUCUGGGCCGGUCCAGCUUCACGCACUUCAGAGGGCCACGAGCCACCACCGUGGCGGCGCGAGGGCGGUUCAUCAGGAGUGCGAUUUCACC